AUGCGAACUAGAGGAUCCAAACGUAAACACAUCGAGAUAGAGAUCGAAGAUGGAGAAAAAUCCAAAUACUUUAAGAAAGAAGAAGAGAUCAAGCUGGAAGCUUUGGAAUCGGUUCGAGGUCCUCCCGAGAGAGAAAGCAUAGACGUAGAAAUGGUGAAAAAAAUGGGCCCUGACACUUACUAUGACUGGGUCGAUGCGAGGACGAAAGACGAAAUCACAUAUAAACCUCUGGAAGACAAACCGCAUUAUCCUCGUAAUUUUUUGUCCAUAUACCAAAAAGUGAGAAUAAUGAGAUCCAAGAUCGCUACUCCGGUCGACUCUGUGGGGUGUGCCAUGAUUCCUCUGACUGUGGGAAAGGAAUUUGGGGAAUCAAAGGAAACGAUGCUACCACGAACUUACCGCUUUCAACUUCUUAUCGCACUUAUGCUUUCUUCACAGACUAAGGACGAGGUUAACGCUAAGGCCAUGUUCAAUCUCAAAGAAUACUGCAAGGAAGAUCUGAAAAACCCUGAGGGAGUUACUCUGGAAUCCAUGUCCUGCAUCGAUCAGGACACGCUCGCACAGCUCAUAUAUCCCGUAAGUUUCUACACAAGAAAGGCACUUUACAUCAAAAAGACUGUCAAGCUACUCAAUGAGAAUUUUGACGGUGACAUGCCGCCUGAUAUUGUGGGGCUGUGUUCUUUACCAGGUGUGGGCCCUAAAAUGGGCUACUUAGCCCUUCAGAAAGCAUGGGGCAAGGUAGACGGCAUUGGUGUCGACGUUCACGUCGAUAGACUUUGUAAGAUGUGGCAGUGGGUGGACCCGCAUAAGGCAAAAACUCCGGACCAUACACGCAAACUUCUGGAGGAGUGGCUCCCGUAUAAUCUCUGGUACGAGAUCAAUCCUGUCCUCGUUGGAUUUGGCCAAGUAAUAUGUUUGCCAAGGGGAAAAAGAUGUGAUUUAUGCAUGGCCAACGACGUCUGCAACGCUGUAGAUCGCAAGCUUGUCAAAUCAGCAAAAAAUCGAAACGAACUGCGCAAGAGUCGUGGAAAUGUUGCAGAAUGGAUCCAAUACCUUGAGGAAACCACUAAAGCUCGAGAAACAAUCAAGCCCGAUGGCGACGUAAAACUUGUCAUGGAGGCAAAGGAAGAAAAUGCACCAUAA
Molecule: messenger RNA, 1143 nt
Organism: Lachancea meyersii CBS 8951
Lineage: Eukaryota; Fungi; Ascomycota; Saccharomycetes; Saccharomycetales; Saccharomycetaceae
Source: the annotation of a GenBank genome assembly